AUGGCGCCGGGCAGCGGGGGCGGGGGCCUGGGCCCGGGCCCGGCGGGAGGACGGGCCCGAGGGCGCCUCCUUCUGGUGGCGCUGGGGCUGCUGCUCUGGGUCCGGGGUACCUGGGGCCAGGACGAGCCCAAAAUCUUGGGCAUGAGGCUGGUAGGCUGCAACAAGACGUGCGGGACUAACCCCGAGGGCAUCCUCUUCGCCUCCGAGGGCAGCCAGGUGAGGCUGAAGCUGUAUGGCCUCAACCUGGACACCUUCAGCCUUGGCCAAAUCACCUUCACUGAGCUGGAGACCAUGCAGGAUGUCCACCAAUCCAACUUCUGCACCGGGGUCACCAAGGACCUGGUGGUCCACCAACUGGUCAACCUGAGUAGAGACAACUCGAACGCUUUGCUGAUCCUGGAAACCAAGUACCUAAGGAGGAGUGAGAAUUCGAGGCUUUAUGGUCUGUGUACCUGGAGUGGGGGGAAAUGGUUAAGGUGGCCCGGGAAGGACGCCUUGCUCUUCCUCUUGGAGGAUGAGCCAAAGUUCCUGCCCCUCUGGCUGCACAUUGUACUUGUCUUGGUGCUGCUGGUGCUCUCUGGCAUCUUCUCUGGCCUCAAUCUAGGUCUCAUGGCCUUGGAUCCCAUGGAGCUAAGGAUCAUACAAAAUUGUGGCAAGGAGAAAGAGAGAAGGUAUGCCCGAAAGAUUGAGCCCAUUCGAAGGAAGGGGAACUAUCUUCUCUGUUCCCUGCUUUUGGGCAACGUGCUGGUCAACACUUCCCUCACAAUCCUUUUGGAUAGCCUGCUUGGCUCUGGAGUGGUGGCCGUGGCCUCCUCCACUAUUGGCAUUGUCAUUUUUGGAGAGAUUGUGCCCCAGGCAAUAUGUUCCCGGCAUGGCUUGGCUGUAGGGGCCAACACAAUCAAUGUCACUAAAUUGUUUAUGCUUCUCACCUUCCCCUUAAGUUUUCCAAUCAGCAAGAUUUUGGAUUAUGUUCUUGGUCAGGAGAUUGGUACAAUCUACAACAGGGAAAAGCUGAUGGAGAUGCUGAAGGUGACUGAGCCAUACAAUGAUCUGGUGAAGGAGGAGCUCAAUAUGAUCCAGGGUGCCCUGGAACUAAGGACCAAAAUGGUGGAGGAUAUCAUGACCCAGCUCCACGAUUGUUUCAUGAUCAGAAGUGAUGCUAUCCUGGACUUUAACACUAUGUCAGAGAUUAUGGAAAGUGGGUACACCCGCAUCCCAGUCUUUGAGGAGGAACAGUCCAAUAUUGUAGAUAUCCUCUAUGUCAAAGACCUGGCAUUUGUGGACCCAGAUGACUGCACUCCUCUGAAAACCAUCACCCGCUUCUACAACCAUCCAGUUCAUUUUGUCUUCCAUGACACCAAACUGGAUGCCAUGCUAGAGGAGUUCAAAAAGGGGAAGUCACAUCUGGCCAUUGUGCAGAAGGUGAACAAUGAGGGUGAGGGCGACCCUUUUUAUGAAGUCUUGGGAUUGGUGACUCUGGAAGAUGUCAUUGAGGAGAUCAUCAAAUCAGAAAUCCUGGAUGAGUCUGAUACGUACAUUGACAACCGGAGCCGAAAACGAGUAGGCAAUCAAAGGAACAAGCGAGAUUUCUCAGCUUUCAAGGAUCCUGACAAUGAGAUGAGAGUGAAAGUCUCCCCCCAGCUGCUUCUGGCUGCUCACCGAUUCCUGGCCACAGAGUUGCCCCUAUUCAGUUCCUCAAUGAUGUCUGAGAAGAUCCUCCUUCGUCUGCUAAAGUACCCAGAUGUCAUUCAAGAGCUGAAGUUUGAUGAACGCCAUAAACUUAGUGCCCGGCAUUACCUAUAUGUUCAAAACAAAUCUGCUGACUACUUCAUCCUCAUAUUACAGGGAAAGGUGGAAGUGGAAGCUGGGAAGGAGAACAUGAAGUUUGAGACAGGUGCAUUCUCCUACUAUGGGACCAUGGCACUUACUACUCCUCUUAACAUAGGUGGAGAUACCAACAAGGGAAGCUUCUGUUCUGGACCUGAUUCAGACCAACAAGAAAGAACUGGUUUCUUGAGUGGAAAUGAUGGGAACCUUGGGGACCGUUCCAUGUCCUACCCAGGUAACCUCAGCCGUUCAUCUUCCCUCCACUAUCAAGAUCGAACAGAUAGCUUGAUUUCUUCUAUAAACCCCGCUACUGCCAGCAACUCGUUAAACCAGUAUGUCUCAGACUUCAGUGUCCGGGCUCUCACAGAUCUGCAGUAUGUUAAGAUCACACGGCAGCAGUAUCAGAAUGGGUUGAUGGCCACAAGAAUGGAGAGCUGCCCCCAGACUCCUGUAGACAAUGUCACUGCUGAAGGCUUCUUGUCAGAGAAGUCAGAUCUGCAGAUAACUGAUGAGACUACAAGCCUUCUCAAUGAUCGAAAUGUUCAUCUGAACAAGACCACCCACAACUCCUGUGAGAGCCCCAUGUGACAGGGGGGCCCGGGGCCCCCCACCAAUCCCUUGGGGGCCUCCCUAGUGGGCCCACAUCCACAGAGGGAGCGGAGCAGACAGGGGAGCAUGGCCCUGGCCACUCCCUUGAUAACCUGUCUGGCUCUCCAAGCAGAUGUUCCCUAGCCUGUCCUAGGCAAGGAGAAGACGUUGCCCUUCCACAGGGAGCCUUCGAGGAGCUUCCAGGGAAUACAGGUUGCCUGGAAUUUCUGUAGGAUUGCCUGGGUAGUACUGCCCAGAGGCAGAUCCCGGGAACAGUUGGGAAGAGGCAGGGAUUUUUUUUUUU
Molecule: messenger RNA, 2719 nt
Organism: Vombatus ursinus (common wombat)
Lineage: Eukaryota; Metazoa; Chordata; Mammalia; Diprotodontia; Vombatidae
Gene: CNNM4
Product: cyclin and CBS domain divalent metal cation transport mediator 4
Exons: 8
Coding region: 1-2415 (804 amino acids)
Biological process (GO): magnesium ion transport; magnesium ion homeostasis
Cellular component (GO): plasma membrane
Molecular function (GO): sodium ion transmembrane transporter activity; magnesium ion transmembrane transporter activity
Source: RefSeq, a predicted model, not a curated record